AAAAAAUUAAUUCUGUCACCAUGUUUAGGAUACGAAAAACAUGCAAAUAAGCUGCCGUGUCAAGGUAAACAUGGAGUGGAUUGAUCAGGAUCUAAGGUGGAAUGAAAAUACAUCUAAUGCUUCAUACGUUUUGUUACCAGUUGACAAAAUAUGGACUCCUGUGUUAGUUUUGGACAAUGCGAUAGAUGUAACCAUGAAGCCGUACACAAAUGAUGUACUGGUGUCGAAGUAUGGAAAUGUGGACUAUGCCCUUAUCUUGUACAUAGCAGUGGGCUGUGAUGAUAUCAGCCUUUUCACCUAUCCCUUUGUGAAUGGCGAUUGUUGUGUGGCGAUCAAUGGAUGGAGCCAAAGAGGUUGUGGGCUUACUGUGAAUCCAUUUACAAACAUAUCUGUGAUUAACAGCAUUCAAGGAGAGUGGAAAACUGUGAAUGUGACAAUACCACAAGAAACACCUGAAAACCGCACCUGUCUCUUGGUCUCUUUAUCCAUCAGUCCUUUCAGUGCUGUUGUGACCCUGAUCCUGCCCAGUGUGUUAAUAAUGCUGGCUGACCUGGUGACCUUUUCUCUGCCCGUUCAAGGAGGAGAACGCAACAGCCUUAAGGUCACCUUAGUCCUGAGUUUCACCAUGUUCCUCCUCAUCCUCAAUGAUCACCUAAGCAGUGGUGGACAAUGUAGCCCUAUCCUUCAUUAUCACUUCUGCUUCUGUCUGGUCAAUCUGGUGUUGAGCAUGGUGGUGUCUAUUGUGUUGACACGUCUGACAAUGGAUAACAGAUUUCUGCCUUCAAAAAACAUCAAAACCCCCCAAACAACUGCCAGCCUUGGUCAGGAUGAAGCAGAUCUUGGUGUGAUUACUACAACAAAAUCCAGCGAUCUGCUUUCAGAGGUGGCUUCCCUCCAAAAAAUUGUGAACUUUUUGGAAAACAUUGACCAAAAAGAGCAAGUGGCAAAGAGCAACGAGGCGUUUGUUGACCGCUUGGACAAAAUCUGCUUCUGUUUUUUUUUGUUCAUUGACAUUAUUUAUGUCAUCAUUGUUAUCAUUGUCACAAAUACAGGGAUUUGCAAAGAAACAAAGAGGAAUAUCUGGGACAAUGAAGAUUUGCUGGAUGAUCAUGAAAACUACACAUAUUAUUCUUCUUAUUAUUAUUACUGA
This is a messenger RNA of Pimephales promelas (fathead minnow), 1150 nucleotides long. Its product is annotated as 5-hydroxytryptamine receptor 3A-like. Gene Ontology annotation, cellular component: membrane. Gene Ontology annotation, molecular function: transmembrane signaling receptor activity; extracellular ligand-gated monoatomic ion channel activity. NCBI's taxonomy places the organism in Eukaryota, Metazoa, Chordata, Actinopteri, Cypriniformes, Leuciscidae. The record is from RefSeq and is a predicted model, not a curated record. Gene Ontology annotation, biological process: monoatomic ion transmembrane transport.